Eublepharis macularius is the source of this 2803-nucleotide messenger RNA. RefSeq names its product phosphatidylinositol glycan anchor biosynthesis class C (gene PIGC). The record is from RefSeq and is a predicted model, not a curated record. The transcript has 2 exons. The coding region runs from base 448 to 1341 and encodes 297 amino acids. Gene Ontology annotation, biological process: GPI anchor biosynthetic process. Lineage: Eukaryota; Metazoa; Chordata; Lepidosauria; Squamata; Eublepharidae. Gene Ontology annotation, cellular component: membrane; glycosylphosphatidylinositol-N-acetylglucosaminyltransferase (GPI-GnT) complex.
CAGCCGUCCGGGCACUUUCCGCUCUGAAGAACCAGGGGAGGCCGAGGCUCCCGCGCUUGAGUGCGGGCCUCCGCUCCUCUGCUAGGCGCGACCGGCUCCGGCUGAGGGCGGUCUUGCUCUGAGGGCCGUCAGCUGCCUUCAGGAGAGCGCGGGCCAGGAGAGAGGCCGCCCGCCGGCUUUUGUGUGGGGCAAGCCGCGAAGGGCCUCCGAGGGAGGGCGCCUCGGCCUGGCUUGGUUUUCCUAACUCGUUUCAUCGGCCUGUUGCCGGGACCGAUGGGAAAUGUAGUUCGGCAAAGGGGCUGACGGCUGCGCGGCCUUCCUGAGAGGGGAAAUCGCACAGCUGCAAGUUGGAGGGUUUGUGACAAGAAAGGUGAAAUUAAACAGGAAUUCUGAUGGCGCCUUGAUCCAAAUUGGUUCAUCCUCGAGGUAGCGGCUUGGCCAGGAAGCAUGCCUUCUGUCCAGCUGGAUCAGACCCCAAGGCAGCGCUGGCAGAAGGUGCUGUACAAGAAGCAGCCGUUUGCCGACAACUAUGUGGACCAGAGCUUCCUGGAGAAACUCCGCAAGAACGUCCAUGCGCGCAAGUACCUGUACUGGGCUGUGGUGUUUGAGUCCGGAGUGAUGAUACAGCAACUGUGCAGCGUCUGCGUUUUUGUCGUCAUCUGGUGGUACAUGGACAUGGGGCUGCUGGCUCCUCAGUGGUUAUUUGGGGCUGGCCUGGUCUCCUCCCUCAUUGGCUAUGUCUUCUUCGAUGCCAUUGACUCAGGUGCAGGGAGGAAUGAGAGUGGGCGGACACGGUGGGCGGAUCUGAAGAGCUCGGUGGUUUUCGUGGCCUUCACCUAUGGCUUCUCCCCAGUACUGAAGACGUUAACGGAGUCCAUCAGCACAGACACCAUUUAUGCUAUGUCUGCCUUCAUGCUCCUCGGACACCUGAUCUUUUACGACUAUGGGGCCAAUGCCGCCAUUGUGUCCAGCACCCUCUCUCUCAACAUGGCCAUCUUUGCCUCUGUCUGUCUGGCUUCCAGGCUGCCCCGGUCCCUGCAUGCCUUUGUCAUGGUGACAUUUGCAAUCCAGAUCUUUGCCCUCUGGCCCAUGCUGCAAAAGAAGCUCAAAGCCCAGACUCCCCACUGCUACGUGGUCAUCACUUUCCUUUCUGCAGUGUCUGCCCUGGUGGGCCUGUUGACCAUAUCUAGUGUCGGCGCUGUUCUCUUUGCCCUUCUGCUGGUCUCCAUCUCCUGCCUGUGCCCUUACUGCCUCAUCAGGUUGCAGCUCUUCAAAAAUAAUAUCCAUGGGCCUUGGGAUGAAGCUGAAAUCAAAGAAGAUCUUUCCAAAUUCCUCAUGUAGACCAUGAAUCAUGUAGGAAGUGCUGCCAUCGCUAGUGCCAACAUAAAAACAUCUGUUCUUGGAGAAGGGGAUGAUAAAAGACCAUUCAUUUAAAGUGUGAGACACUGCCUCAAGGCCUUCUGCUCUGGGAUAUUGUGUUUUCCUAAAUACUUUGCCUGCUGUUUGGGGUCACUCCAAUUAUGGUAGCUGCCGUCUAUGAACGGGCAGUGGUUGCAAUAUUGUAAAAACAAGUACUGGGAUGUGGAAAAUGUUUAACGGGAACGCUUGGAAUGUUUUUUCUGUUGAAAAGGGCUGGUUAAACAUCUCUGUAACACACUAUAUGGAAGAAUCCAAGGGGUCAUUAUGGAUUUGGGUCAUCGCAGUGUCGGUGUCUAUUUUGUUUGGAACUAAAAGUUAACGAAGCAGGAACUGCUGGGACAGCAGACAAUAAACAUUUUAAAGCAUUUUACAUUGCAAGCACUUAGUUCGUCACUGCAGUUUUUGGGAACAAUGUUAAGAGCGGUUGAAGAAAAACAAGGCGAACGUUUCAGCAGCUGAGCUGCCAAAUCCCAUUAGAAUGCCUUUCAGGAAUUCAGCUGCUCAACAAGUUAAUUGAGAUAAAUAAUUGAAAAAUAUUUCAAGGGGGGAACUCCAGAUCAGCAAAUUAGAAUACAUAAAAAGAUCAGACCAGGAAAUGAGAUGCUCUUGUGCCAAUGUGCGAGCCCAUUCAGAGUCCAUGCCGCGGAAUAGAACUUCUGCUCUGGUUUAGGGUUAACGCUAGCAAUAUUUAGCCCUGUACUGGGGUCUUAAGGCCAUAUGAGAUUGAAUAUAAUUUAUUUUUUUAAAAAAACAGAAUCUGGACUACCCUCUUGAGGUCAUAGUAUUUCCCAGAAAGCAAAAGAAGGAAUCUUUAGCAUGUGUAAUAGAGGUCAUUGUGCAGAUUAAGGAGGGAAAUACCAAAGCUAGUCUGUUUCUUUUGAAAAUGGCUUCCUUUUGUCUCUCCCCUCUCCCCCCCAUUCUUUAAAAAAGUAGCACACACUUAUUCUCCUGGAAUCAAGAAAAUAUUUAGCGAACACCUAUUUCUGGGAUAAUUUUCGAGGUGAGAAAAUCUGACACAACACAGCCAGUUGCUGACUUCCAUGCAUUGUUUGUUUGUUUAUUUUGCAUCCUGCCUUUCAUAUACUCAGAGUGUCAAAGGAAAACCUAAAUUGCAUCAAUACAAAAUAGCAACGUUCAACCACAAGCACUGUCAAAUGGCGCUGCAGUCAAGAUGGCCAAGCGAAGGACUGCUGUUAGCCUUCCCGCUGCUGCGGUGGUUGGUAUCCUCUCUGCCAACAGCAGGGCUGGCAAGUGUUUGUUUAAAUAUUGUGUGUUUUUUUAAAAAACGUAUUUUAAAAAAAAACCUUACUAGCUGUUUGUACUGUACUGUGACAGUUUCUUAGGAGAUUAUUCAGAAGAGAACAAUAAAAUAGUUCUUGCUUGA